AUGGGCACGAACACGACCACGACCACGGCCAUGGACAUGGACGUUGACACGAACACAGACAACCAAACCAUGCACAACGCCCAAAUCCACUUCAUCGCUGAACAGACUGCCCUUCAUGCCCGUUCAUACGAGGGUCAGGGUGUGAAACCCACCCUCCCCGACCUAAAAAACCACUGGUUUUCUCUCCCCGCUACUCGUGUGGAGGAUUACUGUGAGCGGGUUAGGUUUCUUGAUGGUCGGUUCGCUGCUGCUGGGUUGGCUGGUACUGGUACUGGCGAUGGCGGUGUUGGAGAUGAUGAGAGUGGGUCCAGGUAUCGUGGUUUUCUGGAUAAGAUCUAUCAGAAGCUUUUUGGGGGUUUGGAGAGGGGGGUUCUUGGAGGGUUGGUGGUUUCGGUGGAUGAUUUCAAGAACCAGGUUAUCCAGCUUGACGAGGAUGAGCUAGUGAAAUCCGUCUUGCAAGGCGUAACGGCCCUCGAGAAGCUACGCACCGCCUUCGAACGAAUCAACACAACCACUCCCCUCAGCGAAACAGACUGGCAAAAGGAGAUCAGCGAGACACUCAAACUCGCCACCACAGAUAGGGUGAUUAUCGGCGUGGUAGGCAGCACGGGAGCGGGCAAGUCGUCGCUCAUCAACGCCGUCGCGGACGAAGAGGGCGUCCUUGCGACGAACUGCAUGCGUGCGUCUACGGCCGUCGCGACCGAGAUCUCGUACAACCACUCCAGCCCGCGGCGAUACAAAGCCGAGGUAGCGUUUAUCUCGCGCGAGGAGUGGGAGCGCGAACUGCAAGUCCUCUUCCGCAACGUGGUGCGGGAUGAUGUCGCCAAGGAUUCGGAUGCGGCUGUUGCGCUGGAUAAGAUCCGUGCUGUGUAUCCGUUUCUCGGGGGGAGGGAUAUUUUGGGUUCCUCUGUUGAGGAGCUGCUGGGGCAUGCGAGUGUGGCGGGUUUGCUGGGGAGUACGUUGAGCAUCGAGGAGGAUGAUGCGAAGAUCUUCUCCAAAAAGCUGAAGUCGUAUAUCGACAGCAAAACUAAACGGCGCGGUACCAAGGGAAAGGCGAAAUCGACUGCGUCGAUACCCGACCAGCCUGAUAGUAAUAUGGGUCUUUGGCCACUCAUCAGAGUCGUACGGAUCUACGUCAAAGCGGCUGCUUUGGCCACCGGUGCUGUCCUCGUUGAUCUACCAGGGGUGUUUGAUUCGAAUGCUGCUCGGGUUGCUGUCGCAGAGGACUACAUGAAGCAGUGUUCAGCGCAUUGGGUGGUGGCGCCUAUCAACCGUGCCGUUGACGAUAAAGUCGCUCGAGAUCUGUUGAACAAGAACUUCAAGAUGCAGAUGCACAUGGACGGUGCGUUUAGCAAUAUCACCUUUAUCUGCACCAAGACCGACGAUAUCUCUGUUGGCGAAGUCCAGGAUUCCCUGAGACUGGAGUCCACGGCUACCGAUGCGCGGGAGGAGCUCGAAGAGAUGUGCGAGGUGGUUGAAGACGAGUUGAAGAAUCUUCACAACGAGCUUGCCUUUGUCACCAAGGAUGAAGAAGACGUGAAUGAUGAAAUUGGAUAUUUGGACUAUGCGGAUCCUUCAUCGGACUCGUCUGAGUCUCCGCUUAAACGGAAGAGGCAGGAACAACAAAAAUGCCCCUUGGGGCUUCAUCAAGCAGAGAAUAACCAACCCGAGAAGGAAGUACCCGAACUCCAGGAACAGAGACUCGACCAGCAAAGGCUGGGAUUACUCGCACGAAGAAAACAACUCUCCUCCAAGCAUCGAGCCCUAAGCCAGCAAGUCAAAUUAAAAAAAGACGAACUCGAGAAACUGCAACAGGAGAUCGAAAGCGCAGAGGCCAACGUUUUGCGCGACUGCAUCGAGGCUCGAAACAGCUACUCCAAAAAGGAGAUCAAGCGUGACUUCGCCCGAGGAAUCCGAGACCUGGACGCCGAGUUUGAAGACGACGAAGUUGAUUUCCACCAAGGCGAAGGGGAGUCCUCAUCUCGCGACUACAAGGAACUGGAGAAAGGGCUUCCGGUCUUUUGCGUGUCGAUCCGGGCAUACCAGAAGCUUCAGGGGCGAUUGGCGCAGGAGACUGCCGUGGCGGGCUUCACGGCGAUCGAAGAGACUGAAAUCCCCUUCUUGCAGGCUCAUUGUAUUGCGUUGACGGAGAAAGCGAGAGAAGCGUCUGCCAUUCGCUUUUUGACUCGGUUUGGCCAGCUUCUUCAGUCUCUUUCGCUGUGGGCGACACGAGCAGAUCCGGCUCUUAUUUUGACUGAUGAGAUGAAGAAACAGUUGGAGGGUGGCUUCAAUGAGACUAUUGCUCAGAUGAUUAGUGGUAUGGACAAUCUGAAAGAUGCGCUGUUUACGCAGCUUCGCCAAUCGUUGGACACGACUGUCGUCAGUAGACUUGAUGUUGCGGCGAAAUAUGCGUGCGAUCACUGUGAAAAGGUCGUUUCUAUAUGGAACAAACCUGCCGUCGAGGGUGGUGUUCGAUUCAACACAUACAGGGCAAUCUGUAACCGCAGUGGUUCGUUCUAUACGGCUGAUUGGAACCAGGACUUAGCGAAUCCAAUGCGCCAUCGAAUGAUGAACGCAUGGAGAGGAAACUUCUAUUAUCAAGUCCCAGGGCAAAUCGACGCCUUUAUCGCGAACAUUAAUCGCCAGCUGUACGCCUUUCACCAGGCCGCGAUUGCCUCUGCCGGAGGCACUAUUUCGACACAAAAUGUCGAAAAGCUUAAUGGCAUUCUAAACUCGACUUGCAGCAACGUCGAGCAGGAGUUCAAGCAGAUAUCUACUGGCGUGAGACGUGCAUCAAAAGACAUCAACAGGGGUUUUGCAAGUGUCAUUGCUGCCGAAAUGACCCCGAUCUAUCGGGAGUGCGCUCUGCAGACUGGCAAAGGAACUCUUAGUCGCGUGCGUAAUAUUAUGAGCCAGGGAACGGCAGACAACCGCACCCAGAUAUUCAGCCAUGUCGUCCAGCAUAUCCAAGAGCACUUGAUGACGUUGAUGACGAAUCUCGAGGGAAUGAUCAAAGACUGUCUGACGACCUCUGCGGGCUAUAUGUCGCGAGACUAUUAUGCUGCUAUAAUUGCGCCGCAGGUGUAUGGUUAUUCCCAAGCGUUGAAUGGGGUUAAAGACGAGGUGACGCUCAUUGUGCAGGAGGCGGCUAGAGAGCUUGGACUGGGGAUUGUUUGGGAGAGGGAGGGGGAGGGAAACGGAGAGAAUAAGAAUGGAGAGGAGAAGACUGAGGGAGGGGUUACAGUGAAGGAGGAGCCAGUGUGA
Aspergillus wentii DTO 134E9 is the source of this 3264-nucleotide messenger RNA. RefSeq lists its product as uncharacterized. The record is from RefSeq and is a predicted model, not a curated record. The coding region runs from base 1 to 3264 and encodes 1087 amino acids. Lineage: Eukaryota; Fungi; Ascomycota; Eurotiomycetes; Eurotiales; Aspergillaceae. The transcript has 12 exons.